Molecule: messenger RNA, 963 nt
Organism: Suillus clintonianus
Lineage: Eukaryota; Fungi; Basidiomycota; Agaricomycetes; Boletales; Suillaceae
Product: kinase-like domain-containing protein
Exons: 6
Coding region: 1-963 (320 amino acids)
Biological process (GO): protein phosphorylation; signal transduction
Cellular component (GO): cytoplasm
Molecular function (GO): ATP binding; protein kinase activity
Source: RefSeq, a predicted model, not a curated record
AUGGCCUCCUCUCUCACCGACUCGGACAACACUGCGCAUGACCUAACAAAAAGUGUUACCGAUGAGGCAAUCACCAACACAUACUCCCGAGACACCCCUCAGGUAUGGAAGGGUGUGUACGCAUCAACAGAAGGCCAACAAGUUGUAGCCGUGAAAGUCAUGAUACCAAUAAUGGAUUGUCCACAUCAUGAGGCGGGGGAAGCAACUCGGCGCCUCCUAAAGGAAGUUGUAUCAUACUUGAACCUCAACUUGGCCCAAUUUAUUGGUUUUUGUUACGAGGAGAUGCAAGGUUGGAUGCACGUCCCCUGUCUGAUAACUCCGAGUCCGUUCUAUGAGAACGGGUUGGAGAACAUCGGAAACGAUCAUAUCAAGCCUCUCAAGCCUCAGGAUGCUGCAACUCUUAACCUAAGAGUGACCAUACAGCUUAACGAUGUUUUAAAUGGAUUAACUUAUCUGCAUGACCAAAAUAUCGUUCAUGGCAACCUCAAACCCACAAACAUUUUCAUUGACGAUCAAGGCAAUGCAGUGCUAGUGGGAUUUGAGCUCACUCCGAUGCCCUGGGUGAGGGCAAGGGACAGCAAGAUGGGUGCGUCGUGGGAUUCGGAGCGCUACUUGGCGCCCGAGUUGCUGUCAACGCCAAAGCCAACAUUAUCAUAUUCAUCAGACGUCUGGGCAGCAGGGAUGGUGGGUCUACAAAUUCUCUCUGGAAAUAUCCCGUUUGUGGAAUACGAAGAAAUUGGCGAAGUCAUCAACACUUUGAAGAAGAAAAAAAUACCCGAGGAGGCGCAUUACCCUGACAUUCCGGCAGAUGCAUGGUCUCUGUUUUUGUGUUGUUGGGUUAUGGACCCGAUCACACGACCGGCUGUGAAGAAGAUAUUGGAAUACUUUGAAUUCCUGUUUUUAGCCUUGUUGAAUUCCAAAGCUUGUGACCAUUUUCGGUUGCUUGGUUCUUGGCUUGGUUGA